Messenger RNA from Morchella sextelata, 360 nucleotides. RefSeq lists its product as uncharacterized. The transcript has 6 exons. The record is from RefSeq and is a predicted model, not a curated record. NCBI's taxonomy places the organism in Eukaryota, Fungi, Ascomycota, Pezizomycetes, Pezizales, Morchellaceae. Bases 1 to 360 code for a protein of 119 amino acids.
AUGAUUAUCUGUGUGAGGUAUGUAUCUAGUACUCUACCUCUGCCAAAGAACAUCUCUGGCCAGUACCGUACCCCGCGACUGGUUACCCCGAGACUUCCCCAGACUAAAGAACUUUCUCUAGUACGCCACAAGCGUUUUACUACCCAGGGUUUAUCCUCCAUCUCCCGCGCUAUACUAUCCGAGAUCAACUUUGGCCUUGGGAAAACCCCCUCCCCUCAAGCAUUGCCAGCUCAUAGGGCCAUUACCAAAUCCGGUUUGUCGUUUGUUGAGGGAUUAUGGGAUAAGUUGUCAGGGGACAGAAUAGCAAUCAAGAAGAAGGGACCAAAGAAGAACAAAGGCCGGUCCAUGUCUUUGGGAUAG